This is a messenger RNA of Vicia villosa (hairy vetch), 1557 nucleotides long. RefSeq names its product TOM1-like protein 2. NCBI's taxonomy places the organism in Eukaryota, Viridiplantae, Streptophyta, Magnoliopsida, Fabales, Fabaceae. The transcript is spliced from 3 exons. Gene Ontology annotation, biological process: protein transport to vacuole involved in ubiquitin-dependent protein catabolic process via the multivesicular body sorting pathway. The coding region runs from base 139 to 1344 and encodes 401 amino acids. Gene Ontology annotation, molecular function: phosphatidylinositol binding; ubiquitin binding. The record is from RefSeq and is a predicted model, not a curated record.
GCCACGUAAAAACUAAAAAGUAUACACGAUCAAUAGUCAAAUCACAAAUCUCUCAACUUUCCAGUUUCCACUUUCCCAUUUCCACAUUCUCCUUAGCUUCACUAAUCCGAUCUAGGGUUCAUCACUUUCUCACUUCCGAUGGACAAAUCCAAGCUAGCUCUAUUCGGCGAGAAACUCAAAACCAACAGCGCUAACCUGAGCCGAAUCGUCAGCGGCAAAAUGAAGGAAAUACUCCAAACUCCAACUCCAGAAUCAAAGAUGGUCGACGAAGCAACAUCGGAGACAUUAGAGGAACCGAAUUGGGGAAUGAAUCUGAGGAUAUGCGGGCUUAUAAACUCCGACGAGUUUAACGGUUCGGAGGUGGUGAAGGCGAUCAAGAGGAGGAUCAAUCAGAAGAGUCCCGUUGUUCAGAAACAUAGCCUUGAUUUGUUGGAAACUUGUGCGAUGAAUUGUGAUAAGGUGUUUUCGGUUAUUGCGUCUGAGAAGGUUCUGGAGGAUAUGGUUAGGUUGAUUGAUAAUCCGCAGGUGGAGCAGAGUAAUAGGACGAGGGCUUUGCAGUUGAUUAGGGCUUGGGGUGAAUCUGAGGAUAUUGCUUAUCUUCCUGUUUUCAGUCAAACCUAUUUGAGUUUGAAAGGAAGGGGUGAAUCACUUGACACGGCGGGAGGAAAUUCACCACCAAUUCCGUAUGCCACAGAGUCCCAUACUUACCAACAAUCUUUAAAUCCCCCUGAAAGAUACCCAGUUCCAGAAGCAGGGUUACGUGCUCUUGCUCUGGAUGACUCAGAAGCUUUCUUUACUGACCACCAACCCGUUUCUGUUGAAGAGAAGAAAGAGCAUCUUGUGGUUGCUCGAAACAGUCUUGAAGUUCUCUCUAGCAUAUUAAAUUCUGAGGCAGAACCAAAACCUUUAAAGGAAGAAUUAACUUUGAGUCUGCUGGAUAAGUGCAAGCAAUCACUUUAUGUUAUCAAGGAGAUUGUGCAAAGCACAACAAAUGAUGAAGAAACACUUUUUGAGGCUUUAUAUCUCAAUGAUGAGCUGCAGCAGUUGGUUUCUAAGUAUGAGGAGUUGGAAGCUUCUCAAAGUUUAGGGGAACAACAAACACAAAAUGCUGACUCUACCAAGAAUGACGCGGAAGCUGUUCAAAACCUCAAUGAAAGACAUGAAAGUGACAAAUCUGAAGAGGCAGAAGCUGCUCAGAAUGUUGAUCAAAAGCUGCCCCAAAAGUCAAACACUCUUGAAGUCGGUGUCAAUGCAACCGAGGUGUAUGAUCACGUUGAAACCAAAAAUGUGGAUAGCACAAAAGAGAAGAACGGUGAACCUAUCCUCAAGACUAAUACCGAAUGAGAAGGCAAAGGAUGCAAGUUUCAUUGUUUUUUCUAGCAUUAUAUUUUGUUGUUGUCCAUACCGUGUAGGCAUGUAAUAAUAUUUAUAACCUAUAGUUCUUUCUACAAGGGUGAUUAUAUCCCGAGGAUUGUGAUACUUAAUCCUUGUGAGAUUAUGGUAGUUCAUCAAAAUGUUAAUGUAGUUUUUUUUCUUGUAAAUCUCUCAUUUUGACUA